Messenger RNA from Peronospora matthiolae, 2706 nucleotides. The record is from the annotation of a GenBank genome assembly. NCBI's taxonomy places the organism in Eukaryota, Oomycota, Peronosporomycetes, Peronosporales, Peronosporaceae.
AUGUGGCUCUCGUCCUUUGCGACGUCGGACGCGCCCGAGCUGCACGCGGUGCGCGCGCGCGUGUGGAAUGGACGAGACAGUGACGCCACGUUCUAUGAAGAAGGAGAUGAGGAGGAUGCGGAUGCGCUGACGCUCGUGGUGACGUCCGACGUGUCGCUGCUGCGUCGUCUGCGCGUUUUCCACGACUCGUUCGUGACGCUUCAGUACCAAGAGCGUCGCCACGUGGCGCGUUUGCGGCUUGUGCCGCAGAGUAUACAAACAUCAAGUCAAGAAUCAACCACGGACGAAGGCCACAAUGCCCAUCAAGAUGUCGACGUGACGCUGUCGCCGCUCUUGGCGUUCAACCUCGGACUCCACACUCAAGCGACCGUCUCGCUGUGGAUCUCUUCUGCGUCUAUUCAAGAGCUGGGGCUUUCACUGCAGCCGUCGCCACCUUUGUACCGGCGGAAACACCACGAGCGACCAGCUGCAGCUCGAACGGCCAUCAUUGCACCACUUUCUCAUUCGAGUCGCUCGUGUCGCUCGCACGUGCUACUCCAGCAGCAAAAUGACGGACUCAUGGACGCUGUUCGCACGUUCUUUCACUCGGGUCAAGUCGUGCAAGUUGGUGAUGUCGUUGCUGUUGAGCUUCGCGAGACAACGGCGUCUCGGGGAUCUCAUCUGGCAAAUGAACGGUACCAAAAGCAGUAUACACCGUACAAGUGCGUGGAUGUGCCAGCGGCCUAUAUGGUGUCCAUAGAUAACGGUGCAGCUGCUGCGGAAUCGAUGACUGAAGUCCUGCCGCCGAUUCUAGAGCUCGACACGGCGCUCGUGUUUUUUCGAGUGGAGAAAUUAUGUGGUGAGGCGGACGAUGCCUUGGCAUUGACGAUCUCCCAUGAUACAGAACUGAUGCAAGGGCCAACGAUCUCGGCGGCAUUGCCUGACGAAGCAAUUGUGAAGCAGCUCCUAAUGCAGAGCCGGUAUGGGGCUGCGGCGCCCUUAGUUGACUCAGUGAUGCCGUCAGCUGCCCAGCGAAAGUUGUACGAAUUGCUACACCCGACCCAGUUGUGCAAUAUACCCGUCUCAGUGCUUUUGAGUGGUGCCCGAGGUGUUGGCAAGCAGACUCUUGUUCACCAAGUAGCAAAGCUGCUGGGCGUGGUCACAGUUGAGGUAUCAUUCACUGAGCUUACGGGACAGUCGGAGCUUCAUUUACUAGAAAACGUGCGGGAGCAAGUGUCGAAGGCACGAGCACUGUCUCCCUGUGUUCUGUACAUCCGCCACCUCUUCCCAGUCGAAAGAGAUAAUGAAGAAGCCGAGCUGCGCGUUGGCGCCGUUCUCUCAGAGUGCAUUCGUUCGCUUAGUCAAGACCAGCAUAGCGUUCCAUUGGUCGCGUGCGUAGAAGACGCGAAAGAAGUAUCAAAAUUCAUCCGACAGUGUUUCCUGUACGAGAUACAUCUGGAGGCACCGGAUCAGUCUCAGCGACUGGAGUUCUUGCAGCACAUGGCAGUCUCUAUAAAACUCAAUGAGGACGUGGAUUUGAGUGAAGUCGCACAGAUGACUGCAGGUCGGACGUUCGGAGAGCUUUCGGCUAUGUUGGCAGAUGCAGGUAGCAAUGCUAUUGAUCGAAUGAUUGGGGGUGAGACUAACGGAAGCAAGCGGUCGUUGGAGGACCUGGUGUUCGGUGACUCUGACAACCUCUCCUCCGAUCGCUAUUCUGUCUCAGCCAAGGACAUUGAGGAAGCUGUACAGAACCAGCAGGCGCAUGUGUCAUCUGCUAACGUCAGUAACGCAUCGAUUCCGAAUGUAAAAUGGACCGACGUGGGUGGCCUGGAAGACGUGAAGGACGAGAUCUUAGAUGUCGUGCGGCUACCGAUCGAGCAUCCAGAACUUUUUGCUAGUGGUGUACGUCAACGCUCUGGUAUCUUGUUGUAUGGACCUCCAGGAACGGGAAAAACAUUGCUAGCAAAGGCCAUUGCAACGGAAUGCAAUCUCAACUUUCUUAGUGUGAAGGGACCCGAACUACUAAACAUGUACAUUGGUGAAAGUGAGAAGAACGUGCGGCAGAUUUUUGCGAAGGCUCGCAACUGCCGUCCUUGCAUUCUUUUCUUCGAUGAGCUGGACUCACUGGCUCCGAUGCGUGGGCGUGGGUCUGACUCAGGUGGUGUCAUGGACCGCGUGGUGUCGCAGUUGCUGACGGAGAUCGAUGGUCUCAGUGGCGGCGGUAAUGACCAAGUGUUUGUCAUAGGCGCGACAAAUCGUCCAGAUCUGCUGGAAACAGGUCUGCUGCGCCCAGGACGCUUCGAUCGUCUACUCUACCUCGGUAUAUGCAACGAGAAAGCAGCACAGCUAAAAGUGCUAAAGGCACAGACGAGGAAGUUCACGCUGGCAGAGAACGUUGAUUUGGACGCAGUAAUUGAGCACUGUCCGACCAACUUUACGGGUGCAGAUUUUUACGCACUCAGCUCUAGCGCGCUUGCGGCUGCACUGAAGGAUCGCGUCAAGUCUCUGGAUCGUCAACUCGAAGAGAUCAAUGUAAAGGACUGCUAUUCGUCCAGUCCGUUGACAAUGCGCCUCCUCCUCAACCGCUUGUCACCAGAAGAACUGCGUGUGUCUGUGGGUCAAGAACACUUUAUGACGGCGCUUUCGCAAGUCGUUCCGUCUGUGUCGCCCGCCGAAAUGCGGCAUUAUGAGAAAUUGAGGAAAGAGUACAGCUCGAAACAAACGUAA